CUCGCUCGCAGCCGUGCCGAACCCCGCUCUGACCACACGGGCCGGCGGGCUAGAAGUGUGGGUCGUCGGGACCGGAGCUGCCGCUUUCCGGCUCUUUCGGCGGCGCAGCACAAGUCCCCGAGGUGCCCGAGCCGGCGGCCCGGGUUCUGCCCCUCCGUGCCCGGCUCUGACUCACCCUCGGCCCUCGGCCCCGCCUCCGCCCCUCCCGCCCAGCCAGCUUGGAUGCAGCGGGGACCGCGCUUAGGGCUCUGCACCUCCUCGGGCGGCCGCCGCACCCGAGACGCCCGACUGCGAGAGCCGCACCGAGAGGGCUCCUCGGCAUGCGCGGCCCCGGGCGCCCCGGCGCUCUCCUCCUGCUCUGCUUAGGCGCCGCAGCUCUGGCCGCUCGGCCCGGGCCCAGCUUUCUGGUGACAGCCCCAGGGACCAUCAGGCCUGGAGGAAAUGUGACUGUCGGGGUUGAACUGCUGGCACACAGCCCCUCACAGGUCACUGUGAAGGCCGAGCUGCUCAAGAGGGCGUCAAACCUAACUGUCUCAGUCCUGGAAGCAGAAGGAGUCUUUGAGAAAGGUUCUUUCAAGACACUUACUCUUCCAUCACUACCUCUGAACAGCGCAGAUGAGAGGUAUGAGCUGCGUGUCACUGGUCGUGUGGAGGAUGAGAUUUUGUUCUACAACAGCACCCGCUUGUCAUUCGAGAGUAAGAGGAUGUCAGUCUUCAUUCAGACAGACAAGGCUCUCUACAAGCCAGAGCAGGAAGUGAAGUUUCGGAUUGUUACGCUCCUCUCAGAUUUUAGGCCCUUUAAGGCCUCUUUAGACAUCCUCAUUAAGGAUCCCAAGUCCAAUUUGAUCCAACAGUGGUUGUCACAACAAGGUGACCUUGGAGUCAUUUCCAAAACUUUCCAGUUAUCUUCACAUCCAGUACUUGGUGACUGGUCCAUUCAAGUUCAAGUGAAUGGCCAGACAUACUAUCAAUCAUUUCAGGUCUCAGAAUAUGUAUUACCAAAAUUUGAAGUUGUUCUGCAGACACCAUUAUAUUGUUCUUUGAAUUCUAAGACUUUAAACGGUACCAUCACAGCAAAGUAUACAUAUGGGAAACCAGUCAAAGGAGAUAUAACACUCACAUUUUUACCUCUAUCAUUUUGGGGAGAAAAGAAAAAUAUUACAAAAACAUUUAAGAUAAAUGGAUCUGCAAACUUCUCUUUUAAUGAUGAAGAAAUGAAAAAGGUAAUGGAUUUUUCACAUGGGCUCUCUGAGUACAUGGAUCUGUCCACCCCGGGACCAGUAGAAAUUCUAGCCACAGUGACAGAAUCACAUACAGGAAUCUCAAGAAAUGCAAGCUCCAAUGUGUUUUUCAAGCAACACGAUUACAUCAUUGAAUUUUUUGAUUAUGUCACUGUUUUGAAGCCGUCUCUCAACUUCACAGCCACUGUGAAGGUGACCCGUUCUGAUGGCAGUCAACUGACUCAAGAAGAAAGAAGGAAUAAUGUAGUCAUAGCAGUGACACAGAGAAACAGGAUCUAUCUCUGGAGCAGGUGGAAUAGUGGAAAUCAGGAAAUGGAAGCUGCGCACAUCACAAAUUACACUGUCCCCCCAGAUGGAAUCUUUAAGAUUGAGUUUCCAAUCCUGGACAGUUCCAGCCAGCUACAAGUGAAGGCUCAUUUUCUUAACAGUGAAAGUAACAUGGAAGUUCAUGGCACAUUUAUAUCCCCUAGUAAGACAUACAUCCAGUUAAAGACAAGAUAUGAAAAUAUAAAGGUUGGAUCACCUUUUGAGUUGGUGGUUAGUGGCAACAAGCAAUUGAAGGAGUUUAGCUAUAUGGUAGUAUCCAGGGGACAAUUGGUGGCUGUAGGCAAACAAACUUCAACAACCUUCUCUUUAACACCAGAAAAUUCUUGGGCUCCAAAGGCCUGUAUAAUUGUGUAUUAUGUUGAAAAUGAUGGAGAAAUUAUAAAUGAUGUUUUAAAAAUUCCUGUUCAGCUUGCUUUUAACAAUGAGAUAAAGCUAUUUUGGAGUAAACCUAAUGCUGAACCAUCAGAGAAAGUCUCUCUUAGGAUCUCUGUAACACAGCCUGAGUCCAUUGUUGGGAUUGUAGCUGUUGACAAAAGUGUGAAUCUGAUGAAUACCUCUAAUGAUAUUACAAUGGAAAAUGUGGUCCGUGAGUUGGAACUUUAUAACACAGGAUAUUAUAUAGGCAUGUUCAUGAAUUCUUUUACUGUCUUUCAGGAAUGUGGCCUCUGGGUGUUGACGGAUGCAAUCCUUGUGAAGGAUUAUAUUGACGGUGUUUAUGACACUGCAGAUUAUGCUGAGAGGUUUAUAGAGGAAAGCCUAGAGGAAUAUGAAGAUAUGCAUGAUUUUUCUUCAGUCAGUAGUCCACGUGUCAGAAAGCAUUUUCCAGAGACUUGGAUUUGGCUAGACACCCACAUGGGAUCCAAGAUUUACCAAGAAGUUGAAGUUACUGUACCUGAUUCUAUCACUUCCUGGGUGGCUACUGCUUUUGUGAUCUCUGAAGACUUAGGUCUUGGCCUAACAACUGCUCCUGUGGAGCUACAAGCCUUCCAACCAUUUUUCAUUUUUUUGAAUCUUCCCUACUCUGUUAUCAGAGGUGAAGAAUUUGCUUUGGAAGUAACCAUAUUCAAUUAUUUGAAAGAUGAUACCAAGGUUAAGGUAAUUGUUGAGGAAAGUGACAGAUUUGAUAUUCUAAUGACUUCAAAGGAAAUCAACACUACAGGACACCAGCAGGAUGUCCUGGUUCCCAGUGAGGAUGGCGCAACUGUUCUUUUCCCUGUCAGGCCCACACAUCUGGGAGAAAUUCCGAUUACAGUCAGAGCCCUCUCGCCCAUUGCUUCUGAUGCUGUCACCCGGAGAAUUUUAGUAAAGGCUGAAGGAAUAGAAAAAUCAUAUUCACAAGCCAUCUUAUUAGACUCGAGUGACAAACAAACUACCCUGGAAACUCUGAGUUUCUCAUUUCCCCCUGGUACGGUCAGUGGCAGUGAAAGAGUUCAGAUCACUGCAGUUGGAGAUGUCCUUGGUCCUUCCAUCAAUGGCUUAGCCUCACUGAUUCGGAUGCCUUAUGGCUGUGGGGAACAGAACAUGAUAAAUUUUGCUCCAAAUAUCUACAUUUUGGAUUAUCUGACUAAGAAGAAACAGCUGAUUGAUCAUCUAAAAGAAAAAGCCCUUUCAUUUAUGAGGCAAGGUUAUCAGAGAGAACUUCUCUAUCAGAGGGAUGAUGGCUCCUUCAGUGCUUUCGGGAAUAAUGAUCCUUCUGGGAGCACUUGGUUGUCAGCUUUUGUUUUAAGAUGUUUCCUUGAAGCUGAUCCUUACAUAGAUAUCGAUCAGAAUGUGUUACACAGAACGUUUAAUUGGCUCAAAGGACAUCAGAAAUCCAGUGGUGAAUUUUGGGAGCCAGGAACAGUGAUCCAUAGUGAACUUCAGGGUGGCAAUAAGAGUCCAGUGACACUCACAGCCUAUAUUGUGACUGCUCUCCUGGGAUACAGAAAGUAUCAGCCUAAUAUUGAUGUGCGAGACUCUAUCAACUUUUUGGAGUCUGAGUUCAGUCGAGGAAUUUCAGACAAUUACACUCUAGCCCUUGUAACUUACGCACUGUCAGCAGUGAGGAGUCCUGUGGCGAAGGAGGCUUUGAAUGUGCUGACCCAGCGCGCAGAGGAGGAAGGAGGUGAGCGGUUCUGGGCAUCCCCCACAUCCACCCUGUCCCAGGGCUGGCAGCCACGCUCCCUGGACAUUGAGGUGGCGGCCUAUGCACUGCUGUCCCACUUCCUGCAGCUGCAGGCUUCCCAGGGCAUCCCUAUUAUGAGGUGGCUCAGCAGGCAGAGAAACAGCCUAGGAGGGUUUGCAUCAACCCAGGACACUAUCGUGGCGUUAAAAGCCUUGUCUGAAUUUGUGGUCCUAAUGAAUACAGAAAGGGCAAAUAUCCAAGUGACAGUUAUGGGGCCAAGCUCACCACAUCCUGUGAAGUUUCUGAUCAACACACAUAACCGCUUUCUCCUUCAGACAGCAGAGCUAGCUGUAGGACAGCCAACUGCAGUUAAUAUAACCGCGAAUGGUUUUGGAUUUGCUAUCUGUCAGCUCAAUGUUAUUUAUAAUGUGAAAGAUUCAGGGUCUUUUAGAGGACAAAGAUCAACCCAAAAUCAAGAAGCCUUUGAUUUAGAUGUUAAUGUAAAAGAUGAUAAAAAUGAUAUCAAUCGUGUGAAUUUGAAUGUGUGUACAAGGUUUUUGGGCCCAGAUAGAAGCGGCAUGGCCCUCAUGGAAGUUAACCUUCUCAGUGGCUUUGCAGUGCCGUCAGAGGCAAUCCCUCUGAGUGAGAUGGUGAAGAAAGUGGAACAUGAUCAUGGGAAACUCAACCUCUAUUUAGAUUCUGUAAAUGGAACACAGUUUUGUGUUGAUAUUCCUGCUGUGCGAAACUUUAAAGUUUCAAAUACCCAAGAUGCUUCGGUAUCCAUAGUGGAUUACUAUGAACCAAGGAGGCAGGUGGUGAGAAGUUACAACUCCCAGGUGAAGCUGUCCUCUUGCGACCUUUGUGGAGACGUCCAGGGCCACUGCCUUUGUGAGGACAGAGCUGCAGGCUCCCUUCACCGUUCUUCAGUCCUGUUCAUUUUCUCUCUUGUGCUUCUGUGCUUGUUGCAACAUUGGCUGCGAUAAUUUUUUAAGGACUCUAUGUAAAACUAGCAUUUCCAGAAAUCACACGUGAUCACUUUGUUUUCAUAAUUAAAUAUCACCUUUGGCUAUUUUGAAAAACAAUGUUUUCAUUCCCUACAGCCCCGGGAUGGUCUACAACAGGUCCUACCUGGGAUGUAGAGUUAUGUCGAUUUCUUCACCUGGCCUUUGUGUGGAAGAUCAGAAUGACUGCAGUGGUGUAUUUUCUUUCCUCUAUUUGAAAUCAUUUAAGAUCUUUUUGGGAAGUGUUUGUUUUUCUCCAGCCUAAAAACUUUGUUUUAUUCUUUUUACUUUGUAGAAGACAUAACCCUAGGUUGUUAAGCAUUAGUAUGUGUUUGGUUUACUGUUAAAGAUGAAUUUCUCCGGGAGCCAGCAAGAGGAGCUUGUCCUGUUCCCUUCCCAACUCUGGUGUAACCCACUGCCCACCCCACACCCUGUGGUCUCAGUGUACCUUUCUGAAUUGGACAUUGCUUCUCUCUUUUAGAAUGUAGAUGGUGAAUUUUAAAACAUUAGACCGUCUUUUCCCACUUCCAGUCAGAUCGCCUACCCCCACCCUUACCCACUCUUUCUUUUUUUGCUGGAGAGAAUGAGGGACGAACUGUUUUCUUCUGUGUGACACGCUCAGAGGGUGGGAGGGUACUGGGUGUGCUCAGCCCCGACCCCAGCCAUAUUUCUGGUAUGUGAGUCAGAGAGCACUGCCACCUGUGCCUUUUGUGACUCAGACCAGAGGGCUUAGGCCAGGAGAUGCUGUGAACCAGGAGUAGAAGAACAUGCUGUACACAUUGGUGCAGACUGACCUCCACCUGUUCUGGGAAGGAAGGUGGAUUUGAUGGGGCCAACUUGAAAAUCUUGAGCUGAAGUACUGUAGUGCUGGCCCCAGGUUCUGUAGAACUUUAUCUAGGCUCAGGGCUCUGAGCACUAGACUGCCACAGUAUAGUGACAUGUGUUGCAAACUGAAUCCUUAAGAAGAUUCCUGAAUCCUGAGCAUCUGGAUUAUUGGUCACCAUGUACUCUGAAGGGUAAAAUUCAUGUACCUAUGGUAUGAGAAUUUUUAAAAAAUCCUGUUUUUUGCUCCUUCCCUUAUUUUCCUGCUUUCUUUCUUUCUGUUUUUCUUCUCUCCUGUCCAAAAAUUUUAGAUAUUAAAAAAAUUAAGGACUCUAAAAACUAAAUCCAGGGAGUGGUUUAAUUUUGCUCCUUCACUGCAUGGAUUUUGUCUCAAGUGGGCAUGGGAGAAUAAUUGCCAUGAGCCUCAAAGACUUUGCUAUAUAUUUUCAGCUACUUAUAAAUAAGUCUAUCAAAAGUAAAGAACACAGCUACAUUUUUAAAAAUUAAGUUUUAAAAAUAAUGCUCAGUGAAUUCUAAGAAAUUAUACUGGAAUAGAUGUUCAUAUAUUGCUUAUAGAUAUUUUGAUACCAAGGUCGGAACAGUCAACAUUCUGUAUUUUAAUACUUGCAUCCUCUAUUUAGAAAACAGAUCCUCAGGGAGUGGUCUAUGAAGAGAGUGGUUAAAUAUCAAAUAUAUAAUUUUCAUGUAUUUAUUUUCAAUUAGAGAAAAAAUUUUUUUGAUCUGUGUCUUAGUUACUUUCUCAUUGCUGGGACAGAAUAUACAAGUUAAAGGAGGAGAGGUUUAUUUUAGUUCACAGUUUGUAGAGGUUUCAGUUCAUAGUCAGCUGGUUCCAAGGGAGGGUGGCAUGGCAGAGGGACAUCUCAGAGGAGAAACAGUCCAUGGCAUGGUAGGCAGGAAACACAGGGAAAUCAAGGGAGGAGGAAGGAUAUACCCACAGUGACCCACCUUUUCCUACCAGGCUUUACCUCCCAAUGUCAUACCCAGCUACAAACCCAUCAGUUGACUAACUCAGUGAAGAGUACAUAUACCCAUGAUCCAAUUACCUCCCCAAAGCCCCACCUAUGAGCACAUGAGUCUUUGAGGGGCAUCUUAGAUACGAACCAUAAGAAGCUGUUUGACCUCUGAAACAGUUCAUUCUAAAAGCAGUACUUCUCAUGUUUUCCCUCCCUGUGCUGUGGUCUCAGGCCUUAUUCUCUGGGACUUCUGUAAAGAUGGAAUCACUUUCUGAUGAAAUCAUGAGUGUGUUGGCAAAGAUCCCCCCUGCCCUGCCCUACUCAGGGAACCUUGUACUGACUGUCACUACCUUAGGUUCUGUAGUAAAUAAUUUAUAAUGAAUUUAGUGCUAAUUGUUCAUUGUGAAACAGUAGGGUGGAAAGGCUGCUGGAAGACAGGUUGUCUGUGUUUUAGACAUACUUCCUCAUUUAAAAACGAAUUCAGAUACUUUUCUUGUCAAAUAUUCAGAUUUUUUAUGUUAAAAGUUCCCUUGUAACUCAUCUCUUUUCAUGAGACAGCUAUUCAGAGUGAGGAGGAGGCAGCAGAGGUGAGGAGAGUAUUAGCCAGCCCACCUCAUUGUGCAUGGGGCUGUGGCGGUCUCAGUCUCUCCCUGCCUCCCCUCUGUUUCUCAGAGAACUCAUUCCACUCCAAGAAGUGGUUGAAAGACGACAGGCAUGAGGAGAAACGGUUCAUAUAGGAGCAAUAAUUAAUAGUGCAGGUUAUUUUCUUCACAUGCUAUGAAAAAUAAUAUAAAAAUCAUUUGGGCCGGGCAUUUAUCCCAGUGGCACUGUGCCUGGCUUGCAAGCACAAGGUCCUGAGUUCAAUAACAAGUACCAAAAAAAAAUCAUUUUACCUUUGUUUGCGUAUACUGAAACUCAUCCAUUGAGAAUGUCAGUUUUGCUUACUGAAAUGAACUCAUAUAAGCUUUCUCAUUGUCCCAAGUCACCAACAUGUCUCAUUUCCAUUUCUGACUGGUCAAUGGUUCUACAGACCAAACAUCGGGAAUAACUAGGAGCCAGAAAGUUCUAGGACAGAAUGAUACAUUUAUGUUUAGAUUCAGCAUCUUACUGCCUUUAAUUAUAGUGCUAAAAAAAAAAUGAGAGCCCCUGAAAAUGUUCCCAGUCAGUGAAAUGCCUCCUUUUAUUCUGUUCUAUUUACUUUGCUUUUCAAAAUGUCCUAAAAGUACUAUCUUUGGUUUAGUAUUUUAGUUAUAAUAUGGCAACACUGCUCAUACAGGAUGCAGAUAUUACCUGGAAGUAUAGCUAUUACCUAGAAGUUUGUACUUAUGUAUAUGGCACUAUAUCCUACAUGUGGGAAUUUUCAGAACUGUAGGUAUAACUCUCUGCUCCUAUUUUUUUGAACCUGGGUAUAGUAAUUUUUUGAAAGUCAAAGUUAGCCUUCAUUUUUGCUUAGGUGAAAUAGUUCUUAAUAAUCUGUCAAUAUAAUCCAAAUUAUCUUUAUUUUGACAUUCAGUUAUUUCAUUUGACAUUUCUGGCUGUCCUCUGACAUUUAAAAAAAUUGGGACUGAUUUGUUUUUGUCAUUUUAAACAAAAGAGCCAUUUUAUUAACCCUCUGGCAUAUAAUCUGGAGUUCCCUUUUUCUAAUUGCUUUGGAACUAUCGACUAUUUACUUCUAUAAAAAUAUGUUGUAAAUACCUCAUAGACAAGAUUCUCCAGCCAAAGGGUAGUAAUUAUUUUGAGCCUGCCAAGUGGCUGUCAUGGGUCAAGGCACCAUAAUGUAUUCCUGGAGCAUCACUUCUUACACAUUGUAAAUGUGGUAAGACACAGUAAGUGGAUUCCCCCUGGAUGAGCAUCAGAACCUUUUAUAUUCUCAGUAGAGGCUUUUGUUAGACAACAAGAAAAGUACAUUCCUCAUUUUCCUUUGUUUUCAAAUUCUGGGAAGGCAUAGCAUUUUUUAAGAACUUAAAAUUUUCCUGUCAUCUAUUCAAAUGAUAUUUAUGUUAAUAGUAAAUAUCUUAAGUUAGAUUGGGAAUAGUUUGAGGAGCAGUUAUUUUUAUUACUUUGAAUAGAGGACCAUUAUUCUACUUAAAAAAAAAAAACCUAAG
This is a messenger RNA of Heterocephalus glaber (naked mole-rat), 8574 nucleotides long. It is a transcript of the gene Cd109, whose product is annotated as CD109 molecule. Gene Ontology annotation, molecular function: endopeptidase inhibitor activity. Gene Ontology annotation, cellular component: extracellular region. The record is from RefSeq and is a predicted model, not a curated record. NCBI's taxonomy places the organism in Eukaryota, Metazoa, Chordata, Mammalia, Rodentia, Bathyergidae.